Messenger RNA from Fomitopsis serialis, 573 nucleotides. RefSeq lists its product as uncharacterized. Bases 213 to 515 code for a protein of 100 amino acids. The transcript is spliced from 2 exons. Lineage: Eukaryota; Fungi; Basidiomycota; Agaricomycetes; Polyporales; Fomitopsidaceae. The record is from RefSeq and is a predicted model, not a curated record.
CUACUGUUAGCCCUUCGUCUCCCAUGUCCGAUCAGACAGGCAUACUCUGUGCGCGUACGCAUUGUAUGCUCUCGCCGUCGCCUGAUCUACUGGACUGUGGCAUCCUUUGUUUCUGUAAAACCUGAACCGCUUGCUAUUGCAUAGUAUCCUCGGCGUCCUCUGGCCACUGCGACAUCCCGCAUGAUCCCUUACUUCUAUCAAGCUCAAUAUCAAUGUCGAGGACAGCCGCACAAACGUUUCGACGAAGGUCUGCGUUGUCUCAGCAUGCCAAGCAUCCGUCCGUGACGAAUACGACGAGCGGGCCCAGGAGGUUGAGUGAAGGGACGUUGGCCUUCGAUACCAACAUUCGAGUGCGGUUGCAUUCUGGUCUUCUGCGCUUCGAACACCCCCUCGCGUAUGAGAAGCUGCGUUCCGUCACUGCGAGCUGCUCACGAACCAUAUAUGUGGUUUGCAGCUUCCAAGCCACAGUGACGCAGAACGCUGACGACGCGACGUUGGUUAGAUUCCGGAGAUGAACAAUCCGUACCACUGGGCGAGGACGUGCGCUCGUACGACUGCGGCGUGAUCACUCAC